Pectinophora gossypiella (pink bollworm) is the source of this 4850-nucleotide messenger RNA. RefSeq names its product tonsoku-like protein. The coding region runs from base 131 to 4513 and encodes 1460 amino acids. The transcript is spliced from 14 exons. Lineage: Eukaryota; Metazoa; Arthropoda; Insecta; Lepidoptera; Gelechiidae. The record is from RefSeq and is a predicted model, not a curated record. Gene Ontology annotation, molecular function: protein binding.
UCAAAAACAUACGGCGUUUCUGGCGCUUAUUUUUGCUUUCAUUCUUAGAAAAGUAGCCUUUCUCCAAGAAAGUAGCUUUAUUUUUUAAUUCCAUUAAAAUAACUAUUAUGCAAGUCUAUACAAUUUAGUAAUGGAAGAAGAAAAACUCCUGAGAAGGAAGAAAAAAGCUCUAAAUGGUAGCAACAGGAGGGCUUUUGCAGAGGCAUGUAAUGAUUUGGCGACGUUUUAUUACAAACAGAAUAGAUAUAGUGAUGCUCUUGACGAAUAUAAGGCGGAAGCGUCGAUAUGUAAAGACUUGGGACUCCGCAUGGAGUGGGGCACUUGCAACAGGAUGAUCGGGGAAAUGUACAUGUUGAUGGCGGAGUUUGAUAAAGCUUUGAAGUAUGAAGAACGACAUUUAGCUGUGGCAAAGGAGUUGAAGAAUCUAGUUGAAGAACAGAGAGCUAUGGCAACUCUUGGACGGAUAUACUUACUACAGGGACAAAGCUCCACCAAUGAGGAUGAAGCCAGUACCUCAUUGAAAGCUGCAGAGAAAGCCUUCAUGAAGAGUCUUGUAUUGUGUGAGAGUCUAAAUGGAAAAAUAAACAAACAUGAGCUGAUGGACAUGAGAGCCCGGUUACUCCUAAACAUUGGUGUAGUUCAAGAACACCUUGGUUUUUUCGACAAAGCACUGGAUUGUAUAAACAAGGCUAUAACCAUCUGCUCCCAUCAAGAUUUGUUUGAUGUUCUGCAUAAUUGUUACACCACUGCAGCUUUGCUUCAUGCUAAUAAGAAAAAAGAUUUUGCUAAGGCAUUGAGCUGUUUGAACAAAGCUUUGGAAGUAGCCAGUAGGCUUGAAGAUAAGGUGUUGAAAAUGUGUGAGACCUUAUCAUCAAAGGCAGACAUUUUGUGUAAAAUGUCAGACUAUCAGAGUGCUAAACAAGUAUUACUAAAAGCUUGGAAAAUGAAGACCCCUGAUGAAGAUGAGAGAGAAAAUAUUGAGUCCAAUCUUAAAGUUGUUGCAGCAAUGUGCUACACAGAAGACCUACUCAUUUCAACCAACCCCACUGACCAUACUACCUUCAAGAAACUCUAUGAGAAACUUGGAGACGGUGCUUGUCAUCUGAAGAACUACGCUGGAGCCGUGGAGUAUUAUUUGAAGAUGUUGGACCAUGCUGAGUUAGCUGGCGACUGUGGGAAGACGCUUAUACCUAUCUAUGUUAGCUUAUAUCAAACCUAUAAGGACAUGGGUUGCUACAAUGAAGCUCUUCAGUAUUAUGAAAAGGAAUAUGAACUGAUAAAGGAUGUACCUAAAGAGGCUUUCACUACACUGUACAAUAUCGCCGAAGCACUAUUCUUAGCUAAGAAACCAUAUCACCAAGUCGAAAAAGCUUGCCUUGACGCUAGGAAAGCUGCCCAAGAUUGGGACAAAAAGAAAUACGAAAUUCGUGUUCUGAAAACCUUGUUAAAGUAUCAAGAAGACUAUUUUGAGACUGACAAAAUUGAGGAGACGAAAUCAGAACUGAGAGUGUUAGGCUAUGACGAUUUUGAUAAUUUAGAUAAUUCAGAGGAUGAACAGAGCUCUACUGGUGGGGACGAAGAUACGACGCACAUUGGUGACGAUAUAUGUCUAGAUGAUCUUACAGACCUCUCUGACACAAAUGAAGAGGAAGUGACGGAAACGAAACGCGAGACCCGAAAGAGAGGGAAAGGUUUUGCCAUCAAGAAGAAUAUGAAGGGAGAAACACAGUUGCAUGUGGCAUGCAUAUCAGGCAACAAAUUGCUAGUAGAAAGGUUGAUAGCUAAGGGGCACCCAGUUAAUAUACGAGACAACGCGGGCUGGCUACCUUUACACGAAGCAUGUAUCCACGGACAUGUAGAGGUAGCUAAUAUAUUGAUCAAUAACGGUGCUAACGUUAACGAUAGAGGCGGCGUCAAUUGUGAUGGAAUAACACCUCUAUACGAUGCGGCAAGCAAUGGCCACUUAGAAGUAGUCCAACUGUUAUUAGAAAAAGGCGCAAUACCGUCUCUAAAAACUGACUAUGGCGAAACACCCUUACAAGUUCUACAAAAAUGGCGAACUGGUACCAUACUUACUAAAGAUGAGGAAGUGUUGUAUAAAAAUAUUUGUAACAAAAUAAAUGGUUACGUUGACAAGAACAAUAUGGAUACUUUAAAUAGGUCCAAAUCAAAAACUCCCGUUAAGCCUAUAAAAGAUGUAACACCACCUAGUACGUCAAAAAUGAAGAGUAAGAUCGAAGACUUAAUAUCUCCAGCGAAAAGACGGAAUAUUAUUGACGAUGACAGUGAUGAUGACUUAGACUUGUCACAAAAUGUAAGAAAUCAAGUUGCAUUUCCUUCAGACGACUCGAACUCUUCUGACGAUGGUUCUAGAACAAAGAAAGAUAAGAGUUCAGGUGUUAAGGCUUAUAGAGAAGCGAUAUCAGCACUUAGAAACAGAAAUAUAAUUGACUCGCCAGACGAAGGUGUAAGGAAAUCUAAACCGAAACCGGCUUUAUUAACUGCCGAUGAAAUUGAAGAUGAUUGGCUUGAUGAUGAUUUAGGAAUUAAUAAGCAGAAUAAAAAACGGAAACUCAGUGACCCAUUAACUACUGUAGCCAAAAAACCGUCAUACGAGAAUAUCAAGGAGAAAAUUGACAAUAUUAAUAAACUAACUGAACCGCUUUUGGAAAGUAACAGAUCUAACAUAAAUACGAAGAAGUCACGAAUCAGCGACAUUGUAGAUGUAAGCGAUAACAGUUCAGACAGUGAUCAGUUUCAGAGGAACGAAAAUAUGUGUCCUAAAGUUUCUCCUUCAGACUCUAUGAGGAAUAUAACAAGGGAACUUAACAAUACUCUAUCUAGAGAUAGUAGAGAAAAUAUGAGAAGGCGAUGGAAAACGCAGUCAACAUUAUUGAAAGCUGGAUUUCAAAGGAAAAAGGACGAUGUCGACCAAUCGAGUAACAGUAGUAGUGACAAUGAGUUUGCAACGCGGAAACAAAAACAAACAUCUACUGGAUCGUUUUCAAGGAAAUCUUCCGGUGAAAACUUUUUCAACUCCAAUGACGGCUUUAACGUGGUACAAAGUAUAAACCCUGUUAUAAUGCCAGCAAUGAAUGUGAUACAGCCUAUUAAUAUUGUUCAACCGUCGAAGAGUGGAAGGCCAAUGCAGACGCAGAUUGUACAACCGGCAGCUGUGAAGGUCCAAGUAGAAGACAAAGUGUUGCUUAUCUCGCUAAAGUUAGACACGAUAAACAAAUUGACAAUCAGUUGGCUGGUUGACGAGGUGAAAUCGAGAUAUUACAAAUUGACAGGCGUGCGUCCAGUAUUCAGUCUAAUGACGUCAGAUGGUGCAAUACUUUCGGAAGAUGACCCAUUGAGCUUAGUCCUGUCUUCCCCGGAACUGAAAACUUGCAUCACCAACUGGAAAGCAUCCCCCGCCGAUGAGCGGUAUCUAGAAUGCUGCGAGGCUUUGGGAAUUGCGUGUUCAGAAGAAAUACAGCAAGCAAUAGGCAGAAGUCACACGACACAUCGCCUCGCUCUCGGCUCAAAAACUUUAGCACCUUCCCAAAUCCGGCCUCUGUUCAGAGCUUUAAACCACCAAACACACAUCACUGCCAUCAUGAUAUCAGACAACAAUAUAAGAGACGACGGAGUCAAAUAUCUCACCGAAUGUCUAUGUACAAUGAGACAUAUAACCCAUUUAGAUGUAAGCAUGAACAACAUAACAGCUGAAGGAACGAAAAUCGUAUUAAAUAUGAUAGAAAAAUCCACCAGACCAGUAUUACAAACAUUAGAAGAAUUAGACCUAAGUGGCAACCCUAUAUCAGAUGAUGGAUUUAAAAAUAUAGAAAAACUAUGCCAACAUGUGAAAUUAAAAGUGCUAAAAAUGAAUUAUUGCAACAUAACAGAGAAUGCUAUAAAUGAAAGCAAUGAAAAUAUGAAUUUUGAAAGCUUGGAAACUAUCGAUAUGAGCAACAAUAGUGUAAAAAUGCCAUUUGUAGGUUGUUUAAUGAGAUCACUGAAUCCGAAUUUAUUGACAGAUUUAGAAUUGGAUAAUGUAGGUGUGGAGGGGAAUGUGGUUGGGUGUAUAGCGUCAUUCAUGGAUUCAGCGAAGGAAUUAAAGAUUAGGAGGUUUGGUUUGUCUAAUUGUAAGCUGGUGGAUGGACAAUUCAUGAGAUUGUACAGAUGCUUUGGACGCGCUAAACAUUUGCAAACAAUGACACUGAAAAACAAUCUUCUAACUUUCAUCACAUUGAAGAAACUCUUACAACGACAACCACCUGUACCUCAAAUCAACUUAGAAGGCUGUCAAGACAUCUUUAAGUACUCCCCGGACUCGGAUUUCCAAGUGUGGUUGCCAGCUAUUGACUUUGGAAGGUGUAUUCCUGAGAUAAACAUCACGCCAGUGUCGAAAACAGAUGAGGAAAGAGAUAGUUUCAAAUCCUUCUCUAAGACAUGGCUUAAUUGCUUCAAAGGACGAGGCAUUAUUGAACAUUGUGACGGAGGCGUUAUUAAGUUUACUGCUAGGUGAUAUCAUAACAGACAACAAACAACACGUAUAACACGUAAUAUAUUCACGUUUUACUCAAUAGCAUUUGAUUUUUCAGUGUAAUUUGACAGUAAAUGAGGUUACAACUUAAAGUUAGGUCUGAUUUUUGUGAAACUUGUUUGUAUUUGGUGGAGGUGUUUUUACAGCUAACCACGCCCGUAGUGGAGCAGCGCGGUGGAGCAUGAUCCAUACUCCCUUGUUGAUAAUGAAAUUAAUUAUAUUGAUACUCGGCAACAACAGAAAAAUCUACCGUAAUUAAAUUAUUUUGUAAAUAAACUCUCUAGAUUUUAAGAGUGAAUUUCUUAUGAAUCUUUGAAUA